Fragaria vesca subsp. vesca is the source of this 1106-nucleotide messenger RNA. RefSeq names its product myosin ID heavy chain-like. The record is from RefSeq and is a predicted model, not a curated record. Gene Ontology annotation, molecular function: cytoskeletal motor activity. NCBI's taxonomy places the organism in Eukaryota, Viridiplantae, Streptophyta, Magnoliopsida, Rosales, Rosaceae. The coding region runs from base 111 to 767 and encodes 218 amino acids. The transcript is spliced from 4 exons. Gene Ontology annotation, cellular component: myosin complex.
AAUCAUCAUAUAUUCUCGAAUCCAAUAAGCUACACUCCACCACGACCUCCGCCGCACGCCACGCGCCCUCGCGUCGCUGACCGUCAUAAAACCCGACCCGGCCCGCAAAGAUGGACAGGUCUAAUCUCCAGAGGCGGGUCAAGAUGAACGAAUCCAAGUACGAGUACGCCGACGAAGACCAAAACGACGACGCACAGGGGACGAGGAUGCGGCCGUCGGAGAGCAACGUCACCGAGGAUCAGGAGCCGUUUAUGGGAGUCAAGGUCCGCCGGAAAGCCUCGUUUCGCCGCGAUUUCAAGGGCGACUACAUCAACGUCCGGUCCAAUCAGUACUUGAUGAAAAUCCUGGAGAAGCAAGGUGACAAGGAGGUUUUGUUUGCUGAUAAAGUGUUGAAAUUCACUAAUACUGGGAAGAUGAAGCGGCGGAUUUUGAUGAUCACUGAUUUUGCUAUCUACAUUGUUGAUCCUGAGGCCGAUGCGCUGAAGCGGAGGAUAGCGCUUGCGGCUGUGGAGAAGAUGUGCUUGAGUGAAUUGAGUGAUAAUUUUUUCGUAGUAGUUAUUCCCACGGAGUAUGAUCUGCUCAUGGCUAGUACUCGCAAGACGGAAAUCGUUACUGUCUUGGUUGAGGCUACUAAGAGUGCUUCUGAUUACGGAGUUGAAGUUUGUUUCGCUAACAGUUUUGAGUAUAAUGCAGGCGCAGAGUUGGUGAAGGAGGUUCAGUUUGAAGAAGUUGAAGGAGGUGUUAAAACAAGAAUUCUGAGGAAGUGAUUGCAGGGCCAGCAAAGGUUGUAGGUUAUUACACUCCGCUGGGGUUCGGUUCUGAGCUUUGUAGAGAUGAAUCAUUCUUUAUCUAUUGCGUGCCAAGGUUCUGCUCAGCAUCAAGUUCAACCUCACAGGAACUAUUGUCUUCUAUUCUCAUUUGUGUGAUUCUUAUACUGGAAAAGGUAGAUGUAACUGUUUGAGACUUUUAGCCAGUUUGCUCUGGAUGUAUGAAAUCAUUGAUGUCAUUGAUCAUAAAAUAUUUCAGAAUGAAGAAAGAUUGUUUGCCAAUUGCAGAUUCUGCCUUUCUUCAAUCUAUUUCUCACAAUCGGAGAUUUUGUGUAAUUG